AGAUUGCUGGUCACCAACUCUCAUAAUGCAAAUGAUUCCUAAACACAUCCUUGGAUCCAUUGGAAAUUCAUUCUUCAAGAAUGUUAAGACUGUCAUGUUUUUGCCUGACCAAAGUCCUGCUCUUGAUAUUCUCACCAACUUCUUGUUCCGUGGCAUGGCUGGUUGUGUGCACGUUUCUCAUGCUUCGCCUACUCAGAGUGAAGUCAAAGUUAUCAUCCUUCUGUUUUCAAGUGAGAAGAAAGCGUAUGUUGGUUUCAUUCCAGUAGAUCAGUUCUCAUUUGUAAACAAAAUCAAGAGUGUUAUCCAGAGUGCACGGAAAGGACAGGUAAGAAGUGUUUACAUUUCGAUACCACAUUAAUUUGUGUUUGAUAAG
Homarus americanus (American lobster) is the source of this 373-nucleotide messenger RNA. Its product is annotated as mediator of RNA polymerase II transcription subunit 25-like. The record is from RefSeq and is a predicted model, not a curated record. Bases 26 to 358 code for a protein of 110 amino acids. Lineage: Eukaryota; Metazoa; Arthropoda; Malacostraca; Decapoda; Nephropidae. The transcript has 2 exons.